UCUCUCCUGCUUUGUUCCCUCCUCACUGUCUCGCACGCAUUGGUUGACGGCGGCCCUCCUCCUGGCCUCAUCCUCAUCCUCUUCUUCCUCUUCCCACCCCUCCGGCCGCACACCCACUCCUAGGUUAAUCCACAGGGGCUUAAAAGGAAACCCCAUGUCCCCCAGGCCAUGGCAUCGCCGGACAGAGCGAGCGGCCCCAGAGAGCCGCAGCUCAGCAUCACCCUGACCCUCCGCAUGCUGAUGCACGGCAAGGAGAUCGGCAGCAUCAUCGGCAAGAAAGGAGAGACAGUAAAGAGGAUACGGGAGCAGAGCAGCGCGCGCAUCACCAUCUCGGAGGGCUCCUGCCCCGAGCGCAUCACCACCAUCACCGGCUCCACCGACGCCGUCUUCCGCGCCGUCUCCAUGAUAGCCUUCAAGCUGGAGGAGGACCUGGGGGAUGGGACGGCGGCAGGAAGGACACCGGUGACGCUGCGUCUUGUCAUCCCAGCCAGCCAGUGCGGCUCGCUCAUCGGCAAGGCGGGCACCAAGAUCAGGGAGAUCCGGGAGAGCUCAGGGGCUCAGGUGCAGGUGGCUGGCGACCUGCUGCCCAACUCCACAGAGCGCGCCGUCACCGUCUCGGGGGUGCCGGACACCAUCAUCCAGUGUGUGAGGCAGAUCUGUGCCGUCAUCCUGGAGUCGCCUCCUAAGGGGGCCACCAUCCCCUACCACCCUGGGCUCUCCCUGGGUACCAUUCUGCUCUCUGCCAACCAGGGUUUCUCCAUGCAGGGGCAAUACAGCGGGGUCUCUCCGGCAGAAGUCACAAAACUGCAGCAAAUGUCGGGGCACACCAUCCCCUUCCCACCACUGGGCCACCCGCCCUCCAUGGUUCCAGGGCUGGACUCAAACUCCCAAAGCAGCUCUCAGGAGUUCCUGGUGCCCAAUGAUCUGAUCGGCUGCAUCAUCGGCCGGCACGGCAGCAAGAUCAGUGAGAUCCGGCAGAUGUCGGGCGCCCACAUCAAGAUUGGGAACCAGACCGAGGGCUCCAGUGAGCGGCACAUCACCAUCACGGGGUCCCCCGUCAGCAUCACGCUGGCUCAGUACCUCAUCACCACCUGCUUAGAGACGGCCAAAUCUACCUCCCAGGUGCCACUCGGCCCUGGCUCCGUGGAUCUCGGUGUGGGCUUCUCGCAGCCGCUCGCUCCGGGCUCCAGCGCAGCACUGCCUGCUGUCCCUGCCACCCCCCCGGCUCUGCUGGGCACCCCCUAUGCCCUCUCUCUCUCCAACUUCAUCGGCCUGAAGCCGCUCUCCUUCCUGGCGCUGUCCCCAUCCUCUGCGGCAGGUGCCAAUGGUGGCACUGCCACCUACACGACCAAGAUCUCGGCGGCCAACGGCACCAAGAAAGCUGAUCGGCAGAAGUUCUCGCCCUACUGAACCCCUCUGUGGGUGAACAAGGGAGGUCCUGGUGCCACCUGGUGCCAAGGACACCCCUUGUCCUCCAUCCCUCCCCCAGUCGUCCCCCCAGCAUCCCAUGCCGAGGGGAGGGGGGCCCAGAAGUGAUGGCCUCUGGAGCAAAAAGAGUUGCUCCAAUGCCCAUCCUGGCAGCACUGUGUCCCCUCUCCCCCCCAGACUUGCUAUGGUAUGGGUAGGAGGGCUGUCCCUGCUGGGGGGGGGGGACAUCCUCCAACUCCCUGGUGUCCUUUGUCCCUACCUUUAUCCACACUGCUGUCCCUCUCCUGCCAUCCCCAACCCUCUGGGCUGAACCCCAGAGCUGCUGAGGGGCUGCCUGGCCUCUAUGGUGUUCCCCCAUCCCCUGGCUGUGUCAGGGGGACUUUCCCCUGGGCAGUCACCUCCCUCCCAGCAACCCCCAAGAGCCUGCUGGCUUGGAAAUGCUGUAUAUAUAAGUCUAUAUUUUUCCUCCUUUGUAACUUAUCAAUGGUUUAAUAAAAAGAUCAAAUUUA
Molecule: messenger RNA, 1937 nt
Organism: Lagopus leucura (white-tailed ptarmigan)
Lineage: Eukaryota; Metazoa; Chordata; Aves; Galliformes; Phasianidae
Gene: PCBP4
Product: poly(rC) binding protein 4
Exons: 13
Coding region: 169-1410 (413 amino acids)
Biological process (GO): negative regulation of mRNA splicing, via spliceosome
Cellular component (GO): nucleus; cytoplasm
Molecular function (GO): mRNA binding
Source: RefSeq, a predicted model, not a curated record